AUGUCUCCAACAGUGGGCUUGGCUGAUGUCCUUCUCGGUUCAUGGAAUCUUGAGAAAACAGACGCCUUUAUGACGCAUUGGGUACCAACUUCAUAUAAGAUUACCGUUGCGUAUUUAUUAAUGAUUUAUCUGGGCCAAAAAUUUAUGCGAAAUAGGAAACCGCUCGAGUUGGACGGCACGCUAGCUCUAUGGAAUUUCAUGUUUUCAUUAUUCUCCGGUGUAGCAGCUUAUAAAUUAAUUCCUGAAUUAUUCCAAACAUUCCGGAAUGAUGGUUUUGUUGGUUCCUACUGUAAUAUUAAUGAAUACUAUACGGAUGCAUCAACGGGUUUCUGGGGAUGGGCAUUUGUGAUGUCGAAGGCACCGGAACUCGGUGACACUUUAAAGAAACCAGUGAUCUUUAUGCACUGGUAUCAUCAUGCACUCACAUUCGUCUACGCCGCCAUCUGCUACUCUGAGCAUCAGGCUUGGGCCCGAUGGUCACUUGCUCUUAACCUUACUGUACACACCAUCAUGUACUUCUAUUUUGGAGUUCGAGCGAUGAAAAUCGAAACACCACGACCGGUUGCGAAAUUCAUCACCACGAUUCAGAUUGCACAAUUUGUUAUCAGCUGUUAUAUUUUUGCACAUCUUGUUAUCAUCAAAAGCUACAAUCAAAUUCCAAACUGUGCUGUAAGCUGGAAUGUCCUCUCAAUCGGUGGUCUUAUGUACCUCAGCUACCUCUACCUAUUCGCCGAAUUCUUUUAUAAGGCCUACAUAAAGCAGCGAUCGCCCACGAAGGCUUAA
Molecule: messenger RNA, 783 nt
Organism: Cooperia oncophora
Lineage: Eukaryota; Metazoa; Nematoda; Chromadorea; Rhabditida; Trichostrongylidae
Source: the annotation of a GenBank genome assembly